GAUAAAAAGCCAACAAUAACUACAAAGAAAAAUGGCUUUAAGAGUCCUGAGGAAAUUGUGGAAUGAGAAACCAGAGCUGGUAGGCAGUUCUUUUAUGGGUGUUCUGGGUGUAGUAUUGAUUGCUGAAACAUGUAGGCGUUACGUUAAAGAAAAUAAGCACAAUCGCAGAUACCGAGAGACUUAUACUGUAAUCAGACACGAUGAUCCAAAAGUGGCAACUUUGCGUAAGGAUUAUUUAGGUGAUAUGUGAUCGAGAUAUAUCCCUUGCCUUCAAUGGUGCAUCUUUAUAUUCAUGUAAUAUUGCAAGAAUUAGUACAUGUGAUGGAAGAAAGAAAGAUUCCAUUAAAUAAAUAAAUUAUCCAUUUAA
This is a messenger RNA of Coccinella septempunctata (seven-spotted ladybird), 367 nucleotides long. RefSeq lists its product as uncharacterized. The transcript has a single exon. The record is from RefSeq and is a predicted model, not a curated record. NCBI's taxonomy places the organism in Eukaryota, Metazoa, Arthropoda, Insecta, Coleoptera, Coccinellidae. The coding region runs from base 32 to 250 and encodes 72 amino acids.